Cicer arietinum (chickpea) is the source of this 1389-nucleotide messenger RNA. Its product is annotated as type III polyketide synthase A-like. Gene Ontology annotation, molecular function: acyltransferase activity, transferring groups other than amino-acyl groups. Gene Ontology annotation, biological process: polyketide biosynthetic process. The record is from RefSeq and is a predicted model, not a curated record. NCBI's taxonomy places the organism in Eukaryota, Viridiplantae, Streptophyta, Magnoliopsida, Fabales, Fabaceae.
CAAUUCUAUCAUCACUAAAUCUUGAUCAAUCAACAUAACAAUAGUGUUUGCUUAUAUCUGAAAAACAUGCCUCAAGGUGAUUUGAAUGGAAAUUCUACACAAAAUGGUGCACGUGCUAGGCGUGCCCCUGUUCCGGGGAAGGCUACAAUACUUGCUUUAGGGAAGGCUUUCCCUAGCCAAGUUCUCCCUCAAGAGUGCUUGGUUGAAGGGUAUAUUCGUGAUACUAAGUGUGCAGAUUCUUCUAUUAAGGAGAAAUUGGAGCGUUUAUGCAAAAACACAACUGUGAAAACAAGGUACACAGUAAUGUCAAAGGAGAUCCUUGACAAAUAUCCAGAGCUAGCCAUAGAAGGAACACCAACCAUAAGACAAAAACUAGAAAUAGCAAAUCCAGCAGUAGUUGAAAUGGCAACAAGAGCAAGCAAAGCUUGCAUCAAAGAAUGGGGAAGACCAGUAGAAGAAAUCACACACAUGGUCUACGUUUCGUCCAGCGAAAUCCGUCUGCCAGGUGGAGAUCUUUACCUGGCAAACGAACUCGGCCUAAAAAGCGAUGUGAAUCGUGUAAUGCUCUAUUUCCUCGGUUGCUACGGUGGUGUAACCGGUUUACGUGUCGCAAAAGAUAUAGCUGAAAACAAUCCUGGUAGCAGGGUAUUGCUCACAACUUCUGAGACAACAAUUCUUGGUUUUAGGCCACCAAAUAUAUCUAGACCUUAUGAUCUUGUUGGCGCCGCGCUUUUCGGUGAUGGUGCUGCUGCUGCUAUUAUUGGAACCAAUCCUUUAUUGAAUCAUGAAUCACCUUUCAUUGAAUUAAACUAUGCUGUCCAAAAAUUCUUACCAGACACACAAAAUGUGAUUGAUGGUAGAAUUUCUGAAGAGGGUAUUAAUUUUAAGCUAGGGAGAGACUUACCUCAAAAAAUUGAAGAUAACAUUGAAGAAUUUUGCAAUAAAUUGAUGGCUAAAUGUGAUGUUAAGGAUUUUAAUGAAUUGUUUUGGGCUGUUCAUCCUGGUGGGCCAGCAAUACUUAAUAAGUUAGAGACUAUACUUAAAUUGAGUGGUGAUAAAUUGGAGUGUAGUAGGAAGGCAUUAAUGGACUAUGGUAAUGUUAGUAGCAAUACUAUAUUUUAUGUGAUGGAGUAUAUGAGGGAGUAUUUGAAGGAAGAUGGAAGAGAAGAAUGGGGGUUAGGAUUGGCAUUUGGACCAGGGAUUACUUUUGAAGGCAUUCUCCUUCGAAGCCUUUAAGAUUCAAUUAAUGUGGUAUCAUACUUUGGAUUGUCAUUGUCAUUGUGCUUGUACUAAUUGAUUAAUGUUUAUGCUGCUUGUUUUAAGGUGAUUUUAUAAAGUUUAUUAAUAAUAAGGUUGUUGUAGCAAAUUAUUCUAUGAAUGUCAGGAGGA